Rattus norvegicus (Norway rat) is the source of this 6406-nucleotide messenger RNA. The record is from RefSeq and is a predicted model, not a curated record. NCBI's taxonomy places the organism in Eukaryota, Metazoa, Chordata, Mammalia, Rodentia, Muridae.
GAGAGAUGUGCAGAGGGAUGGAGAGAUGGCUCAGUGGUUAAGAGCACUGACUGUUCUUCCCGAGGUUAUGAGUUCAGUUCCCAGCAACCUCAUGGUGUCUUACAUCUAUGAAGGGAUCUGACGCCCUCUUCUGGUGUGUCUGAAGACAGGUGUGGAGAAGGGCUGGAGAGAUAACUCAGCAGUGAAGAGCACUGACUGCUCUUCCAGAGGUCCUGAGUUCAAUUCCCAGCAACCACAUGGUGGCUCACAACCAUCUGUAAAGAGAUCUGGCGCCCUCUUCUGCUGUGUCUGAAGACAGUGACAGUGUACUUAUGUAUAUUAAUAAUAAAAAAAAGAGAUGUGUGGAGAGAUGUAUGACCAUAAUAAUAGUGUGGAAAGAUGUAUGACCUCAUAUGGUGUAGAUUCUUAGAUGGGAUGCAAUUCUACUAUGGUAUUUCAAAAUCUAAGUUUAAAACGAUUUGGAUUAAAUAUAGGAAUGAGACUCUAGAGAGGAUUUCUGGGGAGUAGAGAAGCCAGGGAGUAAUUUUUUUGCUUGGGGUUAAGAACACAUGGGUUCCUUGUGUUUGCUUCCAGCUCCCAUUAAAAACAGCCGGUGUCAGGUAGGCCCUCUCUGCCUUCACCACACGCCCCUGGGACACAUGCAAUCUAAUUUAUGCCUUCGUUUGUGACUUGCACGGCUUGCUGUACCGGAGACUUAUUUGUAAUUCCUGUGUUUCUAGUGUCCUGUUAUCCCUGACAGAUGGCAGGCAGCCUGGAGAUUGAGUUAUUUUGUAGCACGCUCAAGAAGUGUCAGGGUAGAAAAGAAUGUGUCUUCAUCCCCAAGGCUUCUGGGUAUUUUUGCACACCGCCUUGGUCGCUUUGAUGGAACCACCUUCCCUAUUGUCGUUUUGAAAUGGUAUUGUAACACUGCUCACGAAAUUGGUACCCUCUGCUUUGAAAUUGUUUUUGUUUUUGCAGUAUCCCAGGGUCUUACACAGAAUAGGCAAGUUCUACCCCUGAGUACUCCAGCCCCAUAUUUGUUUUAGAAAAUGGGUUUAAAAAGUCCUGGGAAAAAAAUACCUCACAGCUGUAAUCCCUCACUCAGGAUUGAAAGGCAAGAGGACCAGGAGGAGUUCAAGGUGUUCUCAACUGUACCGCAAGUUCGAGGCUGUCAGACCCUGUCUCAAAAACCAAACCGCCUCUCAUUCAUUAGCAUUUACCAUUAAUAUUGGGUGGUAUAUUGUGUAUAAAAUGUUCCCACUGAAAAGAAAUCUUACCCAUAGUGGUCACUCCCCGCUCCUCCUCCUAGCUGUUGACAACCACAUAUCUGCUUUCUGUCUGUCUGAUCUGCCUUUUCUGGUGUUUUAUAUAUGUGGAAUCGUAUGGUACCUGACCUUUGAGGCCAGCUCCUUUCACUUAGCAUGGUGUUCUGAGGCUCAUCUAUACUACAGGAUGGGUAGCACUUCAUCCUUUUUUAUGACUGAGUAGUGUUCCAUUGUAUGGAUAUAUUCAGAGAGUGGGAAUAUACUACUACAAAAAUUGAAAUCCAAGUCUCUGUGUGGACCAUUGUGUUCAGUUCCUAGCUUAGGAGUGAAUUAUUGGGUCUCAAAUAACUCAAUGAUUAAUUUUUGCUGUCUUGAGAUAGAGUCUAUCUUAGGGUAACUGUUGCUGUGACAAACACCAUGACCAAAGCAACUUGGGGAGGAAAGGGUUUGUUUGACUUACGCUUCCACAUCACUGUUCAUCACUGAAGGAAGUCAGGACAGGAACUCAAACAGGGCAGGAACCUGGAGGCAGGAGCUGAUGCAGAGGCCAUGGAGGGGUGCUGCUUACUGGCUUGCUCAUUAUGGCUUGCUCAGCCUGCUUUCCUAUAGAACCGACAACCACCAGCCCAGGGAUGGCACCACCCACAAUGGCUUGGCCUGGGGCCUCCCCCAUUGAUCACUAAUUGAGAAAAUUCCUCACAGCUGGAUCUUAUGGAGGCAUUUUCUCAACUGAUGCUCUCUUUCGGAUGACUCUAGCUUGUGUCAAGUUAACAUAAAACUAGCCAUCACUAGUUUGCGCUGUGCAUGCCAGGUUGACUUAAAUUUUGCUUGACAGCCCAGGUGAUACUUGAACUCACAGGUCUCAUGUUUCUCUGGAAGCCGCUGGGGUUAUAGUAUGUUUCAGUUCUGGGAGGACCUGCCAAACUGUUGACUAAAAUGAUUGGACUAGUUUCCCUUUCUACAGGAGUGUAUAAAGGCUUUGGUUUCUCCUGUGGUGUGUGUUGCUCCUCUUAACUCUGGUUCUAGCUCUUCUCAUAAGCAUAAAGUGGUGUUUCAUGUAGCAUUGACUUUCAUUUCCCUAAUGACCAUGAAGUUAAACGACUUUCCAUGUACUCAUGACCAGUGGAGAAUGAGGGCUUACUGCAUCAGCAGAAUGAUCUAAAGAUGUUGGUACCCAUGUGAAAAGCUGGGGAUGUCUGCGCAUGCGCACGUACACAAUUGGGUUUUGUUUAUAGAUUGUAAAAGUUUAAAAAUAUGUUGGGUACAAGUACUAUAUCAAAGGUGUGGUUUAUAUUCUAUAGGGCUCCCUCGCCCGCACUGUCUCCCUCCCUCUCGUCUUUCCUCUCUCCCUUCCCCCCUUUCUUCUUUCUUUCUUGGAAAGUGCCCUUUAAAUUAUAAAAUUUGGGCCUGGAGAGAUGGACUAAAGGUUAAGCACACUUGUUGCUCAGGCAGAAGCCUCAGUUUCUGUAUCUGCCACUCGCCUGGAGGCUCACAGUCACCUGUAAUUAGAGUUCCAGAGAAUCCAGCGCCUCCUCUGGCCUCUAAGCACCUGGCCACACAUGGUGCACAAAUGUGAAAUAAAAAUAAGUACAGAGCUCUUGGCUGCUUGUGGGUUCUCUGUGCCUUUGCCACAGCCCAAAACUGUGGCUUAGUUAUGGUCGUGGAGCUGUGCUCCUCUCUAAAAAAAUAUUUUAUUCUCUGCAUAUUGGUAUUUUGCCUACAUGUUUGUCUGUGGACCACUUGUGUGCCUGGCACCCACAGAAGUCAGAAGAGGAAAAGGGCAUUGGAUCCCCUAGAACUGGGGUUAAAGAUGAUUGUGAGCUGCUAUGUGGGUGCUGGGAAUUGAACCCAGGUCUUUUAAGUGCUCUUAACUGCUGAGCUAUCUCUCCAACCCUAAAGAUUUAUAGUUUUAAUUCUUUUAUUUGAGACAAGGUCUCACUAUCGAGCUCUGGCCGGUCUGAAAUUGCUCUUCCAGAAGAGCAGACAGUACUCUUAGCCUCCGAGCCAUCUCUCCCAGUUCUAAUUUUUAUAUUGAGGUCUGUGACCUACCAAAAGCUUCCCAGACCACCACUCCCAGCCUGUGGCAGUCAUGUCCUCAUUCUUUUCUCCCCAGGGCCCUUGUUGAGGACCCCGCCACUUCUCCCUUGCAGUUGCAGCCUAGCUUCUCCAGCAAACACUGUCAGUGCAGUUGGAGGACAGCAUGGUGGGGUUGGGGAGUACCACGCUAGUCUGAUGAGUGGAGUGGGUGUGUGAUAAUAUUGCUGAACUCCUGUCCAGGCCAGCCGUGGCGCUGUCCACUGGGCGUGUGGUGCUAAACUCGGUAGAUGUCAUUUCCUGAGCUGCAGAACCUGCUGGUUAAGGGGAGAGAGCUAGGCAUUAAACAAACAGUUGUUUAAGUCUACAGUAGUCAGUAACAGAUUGGAUCAUGCCCGUUCCAGAAUUUUAUUCUCUCUUUACUGCUUUGGAAUCAAACCCCAACUCAGUGGAAUCAGAUCCCAGUCCACUCUUGACUGCUUCUCUGUCCAUUGCUCUCUGUCUCUCCUGGUCCCAGUCCAAGGACUGCCUACUGUGGCCCAGAUGGCUAUCACAACCUUGCUUGCCCAUGUCCUCUGUCCAGCCUGCAUGCUAUCAUUGGACCUUUGAGGCCACUAUAGCAAACAUAACUUCCUCUGGCAGACCUUUCUUCUUGGUCACUAUCACUUUCCAAAAUAAUAAUAAUAAUAAUAAUAAUAAUAAUAAUAAUAAUAAUAAUAAUAAACCUUUAUAGGAUGUUCAGGUAUAGACUCCAAAGGGACAGCUAGGGGUAAAAGUUUGUAGUAGAAGGCUUGCCUGACAUACACAUGGUGCUGAAUUCCAUUCCCAGCAUCACAAGAAGCUAAAGCUAAUGUUAACAACACGGGGCAGCGUGUACCCCUUCCACCUCACCUCCACCCUGGGAAGAGCAUGCUGGGUAUUGGAGCUGGAGAAUAAACCAACAUGUUCUUCCUCUUGAAGAGCAGAAGGACGGGAGUGCUUAGGCUCUGGGAAUCUGCAGCCAGUCCAGGGCACUGGUGUCUCCAUAGAGACAAAGAUCUUAAGAAUCAUCCUGCCAAGGGAGCUAACAGAUAUCCCACCCCAGAGCUGAGCAGAGUUACACAUCCCAGUGUUGGAAGGACAGUCUGGAAGCUCUGCAGAACCUGCUCAAAUCUCUGUUUAGUGAUGCCCUUUCUGUGCUUCUGAGGGGCUGCUGGGCUUGUCUUGUGGCAAGGCCAUGAAACCCAGUGGCUUGAGCUCAGAGGUUCAUCUGGUGGGACUAGGGAGCUGUUGGUUUAAUUCAGGAGCCUGCAGUAGUCUGAGCUUGGAGGUGGACAGGAUUGGGCUGGUCCCCACCCCCACCCACAUCGUUCAGGUCCUUAGGUGCUGCCCUGGCAGAAGAUAGAGGGGUACAGGGAUGAGAAUGGCUGUGCCUGACUGGAGCUGCCUGAGCUGACAGGGAUGGCAGGAGUCAGCAAGGGACUGAAGGUCUGGUAGCUUCUGUUCCAUCCGGCCUAGAGCCCUGCGGGUGCAGGCAGUUAAUCUCUGAAGGCCAGAGUCGCUGCUUCUGGAGAGCAGGAACAUUGAACUUUUCAAUCACAUUAAUUUCCACAGGAAAUUGUUGUCUUCCUUUUGUCCAAAGGUUAGUGAUUUAUAUUUACCAUCUUCUUAACUAGCCUUGAAAUUUACUGUUGCUAGGUCACCACCAGCAUCAAUAAAUUUCAGGUGUCUGCUGAGCAUAGCCUAGCGGCUUGGUCCUUGGGAGGGUACGUAUCCAGCCCUUUUAAAAGGUUGGCUGUCUAGCUACAGUCCUUGUGUAAAUGCCCCCACAGAGGGGGUGUCACCUACCUUGCAGGGGAAAUGAGGUGGGUGGGACAUGUUUUUAGGGAAGUCAUCAGAUAUGCAUGGUGCCAACAGUUGGCUUCUGCUUUAAGUACAUCACAGAAGGAGGGGUGCUUCCAGCCAUGGACGGCGCUGACCCUGGAGGUGCUCAAGGUACAGAGCAUACGUCACACAGCAUACCUGCCUAUGGUGUUACAGGGUUAACGUCGUGAAUACAGGCUGCAGUGUUCUCUUGGCAGCACAGUGGAGGAGUGGCUGGAGUCAGGCAGCCUCCUGUCUCUGCUACUGUCAUUUUACCCAGUUCUUUUGUUAUUUUUGUUUUUUUCUUUUUCUAUUUUUCGGAGCUGGGGACUGAACCCAGGGCCUCGCGCUUGCUAGGGGGAAGGGUGUCUCACGUGCCUCAGGCUGACUUCGAACCUUGACUUCACUCUCUAACUGACGACAACCUUGAACUUCUGAUCCUCUCGUCGCCACCUCCGGGGAACUAGGACGAUCUAGAGAACAGCCAAGGUGGGAAGGAGGCCGGGAAGCAACAGCCUGUGGUGAUUCUCUUGGGCUGGGGUGGCUGCAGGGACAAGAACCUGGCCAAGUAUAGUGCCAUCUACCACAAAAGGGGCUGCAUUGUGAUCCGAUACACGGCCCCCUGGCACAUGGUCUUCUUCUCUGAGUCCUUGGGCAUUCCCUCACUUCGUGUGGUGGCCCAGAAGCUGCUUGAGCUCCUCUUUGACUAUGAGAUUGAGCGGGAGCCUCUGCUUUUCCAUGUCUUCAGCAAUGCCGGCGUCAUGCUCUACCGCUACGUGCUGGAGCUCCUUCAGACCCAUCAGCGCUUCCGCCAUUUGCAUGUGGUGGGCACCAUCUUUGACAGUGGCCCUGGGGAUAGCGACCUGAUAGGGGCCCUGAGGGCCCUGGCAACCAUCCUGGAGCGCAGACCUGCCGUGCUUCGCCUGUUGCUCCUGGCAGCAUUUGCGCUGGUGGUGGUCCUGUUCCACUUCCUGUUUGCUCCAUUCACGGCCCUCUUCCACACCCACUUCUACGACAGGCUGCAGGAUUCAGGCUCCUGCUGGCCCGAGCUCUACCUCUACUCUAGAGCUGAUAAGGUGGUCUCAGCCAGGGAUGUGGAACGGAUGGUGGAGGAACGCCUGGCUCACCAGGUCUCAGUGCGCGGAGUGGACUUCGUGACAUCUGCGCAUGUCAGCCACCUCCGAGACUAUCCUACUUACUAUACAAGUCUGUGUGUUGACUUCAUGCAUAAUUGUGUCCAGUGCUGAGGCCCUGCUCCAGAAAUAAAUGCCAACACCUCCCUUCAA